Penicillium nucicola is the source of this 921-nucleotide messenger RNA. RefSeq lists its product as uncharacterized. The transcript has a single exon. Bases 1 to 921 code for a protein of 306 amino acids. The record is from RefSeq and is a predicted model, not a curated record. NCBI's taxonomy places the organism in Eukaryota, Fungi, Ascomycota, Eurotiomycetes, Eurotiales, Aspergillaceae.
AUGACAUCAAAGCAACAGCAACAAUACGCCCUGGCGUUGUAUUUUGAUCGAACAUAUGGUAUCACCGGCGCAAUAUACCAGCAAUUCUCGGAUCGGGAAUUCCACGAUGUCUCCAAAAGAAAGUUCUAUCGAGCCGUCAUGGGCCGCCUUCUGGACACCAAGAUCCUUCAAUUUGCUACAUUGUGUCAAAGAUCAGCCAGUUCUAAUCGGCUUUUGCAACACAUCCGCUCUAUGUGGUCUGGGAGUUCGGAACGUACCCCAGAAGAGUCACUCGAAAUCCUAGAGGCGUUUGAUUUCAUCUCCAACUUUAUGCUUCUACAUAUUCUUCGUGGACCCUAUACUUUCGUGGAGUGGGGUCUUUCGUUGGAUAGUGAUGAAGCAAGGGAGGCUCUCUUGUCGGACCCUAACGAUACGUUACUCAGUAACUGGGUGUCUCUGCUACCACGCCUCCAGCUAUACUUAUCGCCGUUUGACAUUCUUGCCGCUUUUAGAAUGGAUGAACUAAACAGUGAGACCUCGCGGUAUUUUGCCUCGCUGCUUGCACUUUCAGCCCAUGACCAAGGCCCUCUAGGUAUGGGCGAGAUAGAGAAUGAAGUGUCUUACAAGCUGGAGCAAGAAUAUCAUGUGGCCGGCCACACCUGGAAGACGUAUCGCCACCACGGUUGGAGGACUGGUGCCAGAGGUGCAAUUUUCGACGCACGAUCCAGUGCCAAGAGAAUUGCAAGUGAGAUUACUCGAAUCAAGUGUGACGGUCGCGACUGGUGGACAUUGAUAGAGCAGGCAUCCAAUGAUGCGCCGGUGGCAUUGGAUUUCCGCGUUCCUGAUGAUUUCCUGACGAUAUUUUCCUCGUUCGGUGAAAGCACAGACAUUGACGAUAUUCGCUUCGUCAUUACCAAGGAAAAUUUUUCAAAGCUAAAAUGA